Molecule: messenger RNA, 6167 nt
Organism: Cokeromyces recurvatus
Lineage: Eukaryota; Fungi; Mucoromycota; Mucoromycetes; Mucorales; Mucoraceae
Product: chitin synthase
Exons: 4
Coding region: 73-6057 (1994 amino acids)
Cellular component (GO): cell periphery; cell septum; myosin complex
Molecular function (GO): chitin synthase activity; ATP binding; cytoskeletal motor activity
Source: RefSeq, a predicted model, not a curated record
AUUUAUUUACUAGUGUUUUAAGGUCAUUUUCCUCAUUUUAUUCAUAUAUAAAGUGCUAGAGUUUAAUAUAGGAUGCAAGAGGAUUCUCGUAUAGAUUUAACAUUCUUAUUAAACUCUUCUGGCCAAUCUCCGUCUGAAGAUAGCAUAGUCAACUUUCUUUCAAGUAGAUACAAACGUAAUCAACCAUAUACCCAUGCAGGUCAUUCAAACCUUAUUGUUGUUAAUCCAUAUCAGCCUUUGGAAAUACUUAAUGAUGCUACACUUCGGUCAUAUGCUGAUGUAGGUUAUAGAAACUUGGUUGAAAAUAAACCUUUUAUGCAGCCUCAUGUAUAUGAUUUAGCUGCUAAAAUUUAUUUUCAUAUGCGAAGGACAGGUGAAGAUCAAAGUAUUAUUUUAAGUGGUAUUACUGGUUCUGGUAAAAGUACAACAAAAUCUCAUUUACUUAAUGAACUUCUUUUAUUAUCAACUCAUUCUAAAAAGGAAAAUAAACUUCAACAACAAAUUAAAAGUUCAAUUGUUAUUCUUGAAGCAUUCGGUCAUGCAAAGACAACUCAAAAUAAUUCAGCUUCAAAGUUUGGUAUGUUUCAAGAGCUUCAAUUUUCUGAACGAGGUCGUAUUGUGGGUGCAAAAACAUUAACAUUUGCAUUUGAUAAAACUCGAGUCACUUUUGCUCCAAAAGAAGAACGUUCAUUUAAUGUCUUUUAUUCUCUUUUGGCUGGUACAAGUCCAGAAGAACAAACUGCUCUUCAUAUUAAUUUUCCUCCAGAAUCUUUUAAUUAUCUUAAUCAAUCCAAGACAAUCAAGGUACCGGAAAUAAAUGAUGAAAUCGCCUUUGCCGACCUCAAAAGUUCUCUCAAAAUUUGUGGGUUUAAGGCCAAGACAGUAACACAAAUCUUUCAACUUCUUGCUUGUAUUUUACAUAUUGGUAAUCUUCAAUUUCAAGAGGGUCAUGAUGCUGGUAAUAUAGCUCAGGAGGCUUGUUCAGUUAGGAAUAUGGACGUGCUUGAAGUCGUCGCUGUCAUGUUGGGUGUCUCACCAUCCAAGUUGGAACAAUCACUGACUUAUAAACUGAGAUUGAUUCGAAAGGAACUUUGUACAAUGUUUUUAAAUACCCAGGGUGCGACUGAACAAAGAGAUGCUCUUGCUCGGGCCCUUUAUCAUGUUCUCUUCUUAUGGAUAGUCGAAUCCAUCAAUACUAAAAUAUGUUAUAAUGAUGGUGAGCCUGCUAAUUUUGUAGGUAUCUUGGAUCAAUUUGGGUUUCAGAACUUUAAAUCAAAUGGAUUUGAAGAGUUUUGUGCAAAUUUUGCUAAUGAACGUGUACAUCAAUUUAUCAUUGAUCAAAGAUUUAAUGAUCAUGAGGGUUUAAAUGCUAGCAUGAUUCGUGAUGGUGUUUUACUUCCCAAGGUGAUUACAAUGGAUAACUCUGCUUGUUUAGAACUCUUGAUAGGUAAAGAGCAUCAUUAUUAUCAUCAUCAACAACAACAACAACAAGAUCAUCUUUCUACAAGAGAAAAGGGUGUAAACAAAUCUGCUGCUCUUGGCUUAGGCGGUAUUGUGGGUGUCAUGGAUAGAGAUUGUGCUAAAUACCAAACAGGUGCUACAGAUGCUACGAAUGCUAAUUUUUUAGCCAACGUUCAACGUUCCUAUGGAUCUCAUUCAUCCUUUGCCAAAUCUGGACAUGCUUAUUCCUUUGGUAUUCAUCACUUUUCGGGAACUGUUCAUUAUACUGUAGAUUCUUUCUUGGAGAAGAACUUGGAUGAUUUAUCACCCGAUUUUGUCAGUCUCUUGCGUGACAAUAGCACGAAUUCAUUUGUAUCCACUCUAUUUGAAAGCUCAGCUAUGGCUACUGAAUCUCACCCAAAGGAUAAUACAACGAUCGUAAAAGCUCAAUUAACGAGUAAGCCAACACGUGCUCCUUCCAUGAAACGACCUAAUAAACGUCGAAACAACACAAUUAGUGAAAAGUCAACAUUGACUCCCGAAAAUGGAGAUGCAGACGAGAUGCGUAAACAAAAACUGAUUAGGGAUGCAGAGGAGGCCUAUCAAAAUAUGCAGGUUACCACUGUCAUGGAUCAACUCUACAUGACAGUACGUGAUCUCUUCUAUACUAUGUCUGACACACGUCUUUACAACAUCAUACAUAUUAGACCUAAUGAUUCACAGAGUCCGGAUUUAUUUGAUUCAAAACGAGUCAAGGCACAAGUGAGGGCGUUAUUGUUACCUGAUUUAACACUACGAUCUUCAGUCGAUUAUGCUAAUUAUUAUACCUAUGGGGAGUUCUUGGUGCGUUACGAAAGACUCGUGACCUCAUUACAGAUUGAUCCGUCCAAGUCCGAACAUGAUCAGGUGGCUGAUGUACGAGCGAUCAUGAACUGGUCGGACGAAGAUGCCUAUUUAGGUCACGAGAUGAUUUGGAUCGCCUAUAGAACUUGGAAAGAAUUAGAAGAUAAUUUACGUGCGGCAGAGAAGGAAGAGCGUGAUCGGGCUAAAGGACUUGAUCCUAAACAAGAGAUGUUAACUGCUGCUGCUGUUGCUGCUGGUGGUGGUGUUGGUGUUGGUGGUGUUGGUGGUGUUGGUGGUGUUGGUGGUGUUGGUGGUGUUGGUGGUGGUGAAGAUCAUAAUCCAAAUAUGAUGGCUAUGGAUAAUUAUUAUCAAAAUAGUCAAGAUCGUCUUUUGCCAAUUGGAUACAUGGAUGAAGGGCAUGUUCGUGCUUAUGAAGAUGGUGCUAGUUAUGUAGAUAGUGAGGAUGGUCUGAAGCGUGAUAUGGAAGGAAGUCAAUGGGGUGAAGAAUCUGAAUGGGGAAUGAAAGGAUUAUCAGAUGGAUUCGGCCCUAAUAUGGAUAUGAGUAAAAUGGUAGAGGAUUAUCAAACACCUCAACAUGAGUCAGUUGAAGAAAUGCCAAUUACAGCAGUUCGUAUUUGGUGGGUUCGAUUUGUUUGGUUAAUGACAUGGUGGAUUCCUUCUCCAUUUUUACGUUGGUUUGGAAAGAUGAAACGAGAAGAUGUUCAGAUCGCAUGGCGUGAAAAGGUGACACUAUGUAUACUUAUCUUUUUGUUCUCUUCUUUUACGAUUUUCAUUAUUGUUGGAUUGGGUGAAGUCAUUUGUCCUGGUACACGUAAUAUGUAUUCAACCGCCAAUGUACAAGCUCAUGGUAUCCCUGACGAUAUGUUUGUAAGUGUUCGUGGUACUGUUUAUGAUAUUACAAAUUUUGCCAAAAGUCAACAUGGCUCCUCCCCUUAUAUUGGUACACCUGAUUUGAUGGCUGAAGUAGCUGGUAUGGAUGUAUCCUAUUCAAUUCCACCGCCUUUGACCGUCGCCUGUGGUGGACUUGUUAGUUCUCCUACAAUCAAAAUUAUUCCAAAUAAUACGAUCAUUAUGACCAACUUUGUCCAUUAUUCUGGUGAUCAACGUACUCUUCCUACUUUGGCUAAAAUGGGCGACCCUCAAUGGUACUGGAAUUAUUUCUUACCUACCAUGAGCCUUUACAAAAAGGGUAAGGUUGUGAUUCCUAUCAGUACGCUUCAUGAUGACUAUCAAGGCUGGAGUCGACUUGCAUUGGCCAUUAAUGGCCGUGUCUAUGAUAUUAAUGAUUACAUGUCAACAACUAAAAUUUACGAUUCUGGGUCAACAUCUAAUGAUUAUCAUUUCCUACAUCCCACUGUAGAAGAAAUCUUUAGUAAAUUUAGUGGUACAGAUGCUACUGAUAAAUGGAAUCAAUAUCGUGGAUCCAUGACCCCUGAACAACAAGAGAUGAACAUGGCUUGCUUGGAUAACUUCUUUUAUAUUGGUGAUGUGGAUGAACGUGAUUCUUUCCGCUGCCUCUUUACAAAUUAUAUGUUGUUAGCAGCAGCCGUUUUGAUGUGUAUCGUGACAGGUGUCAAAUUCUUGGCCGCUCUUCAAUUUGGUGGAGCUCCAACACCAGAGGACCACGAUAAGUUUGUCAUUUGUCAAGUCCCCUGUUAUACAGAAGACGAAGAAUCGUUGAAAAAGACAAUUGAUUCAUUGACAGUUAUGAACUAUGAUGAUAAGCGCAAAUUAUUGUUUAUUAUUGCUGAUGGUAUGAUCAUGGGUAGUGGUAACGAUCGACCUACGCCACGUAUUGUACUUGAUGUUUUGGGAUAUGAUACCAAGAAUGAUCCUGAGCCUCUCAUGUUCAAAUCAAUUGGUGAGGGUUCUAAACAACUCAAUUAUGGUAAAGUCUAUUCAGGUCUCUAUGAAUGUGAGGGUCAUGUUGUCCCUUACGUUGUAGUUGUCAAGGUUGGUAAAGCCUCUGAACGUGCUAAACCUGGUAACCGAGGUAAACGUGAUUCUCAAAUGAUUUGUAUGAAUUUCUUGAAUAAGGUUCAUUUCGACAGUGAAAUGACACCACUUGAACUCGAAAUGUAUCAUCAAAUUAAGAAUGUCAUUGGAGUUAAUCCUUCAUUUUAUGAGUAUAUCUUGAUGGUGGAUUCAGAUACAGAGGUACUCCCUGAUGCUCUUAAUCAUAUGAUUUCUCGUAUGUUGCACGAUGGUCGCAUUAUCGGUCUUUGUGGUGAAACUAAGCUUGUCAACGAGGAUCGUUCUUGGACAACCAUGAUUCAAGUUUAUGAAUACUAUAUUUCACAUCAUCUAGCCAAAGCCUUUGAAUCCCUGUUUGGCGCCGUCACUUGUUUACCUGGUUGUUUCUGUAUGUAUCGUAUUCGAACACCUAUUAAGAAUGAGCCUCUCAUUAUUUCUCCCAAGAUUAUUCAUGACUAUUCUGAUAAUCAUGUUGACACACUUCACAAAAAGAACUUGUUACAUCUUGGUGAAGAUCGUUAUUUGACUACCCUCAUGAUGAAACACUUUCCUCAAUAUAAAAUGAAGUUUACCCCUCAUGCACAAUGUAAGACUGUAGCUCCUGAUCGCUGGCGUGUCCUUCUAUCACAGCGUCGUCGAUGGAUUAAUUCGACCAUUCAUAAUUUGUUUGAAGUUAUCUUAUUACCUGACCUCUGUGGCUUUUGUUGUCUUUCUAUGCGUUUUGUAGUCUUGAUUGAUUUGAUUGGUACAUUGACGUUACCUGUUUCUGUUGUUUAUUUAGUAUAUUUGAUUUAUGUCAUUGCCUCUAAAUCAGGUCCUAUUCCUGUUUUAGCUUUGGGUAUGUUAGCUGGUAUCUAUGGUUUACAAGCUGUCCUCUUUAUUCUUAAACGACAAUGGCAGCAUAUUGGUUGGAUGAUCUUUUAUAUCUUGGCUAUUCCUGUCUUUUCUUUCUUUUUACCUAUCUAUUCCUUCUGGCAUUUUGAUGAUUUCUCAUGGGGUAAUACACGUGUAGUCGUGGGUGAUAAAAAACAAAAGAAGAUUAUUGUUGCAGAUGAUGAAAAAUUCGAUGAGAAAAUGAUUCCAUUAAAGAAAUGGAGUGUUUAUGAACAAGAACUUUGGGAAUUAGGAUCAACUGGUACUAAAGAGACUGGAAAUACUUAUAGAAGUCAUCAAACAUAUGGUAAUCAAUCAGGUUUAUUUGAUAGUCGAACACAAUAUGCGGGAAGUCAAGCAGGUGAUUAUGAUUACUAUCGUGACACUAACGUCUCUGUAUAUGAUAAGCGAGGUACAAGAUCACAUAGUCCAAUGGGUUUUGGUGGUGGUUCAGUAGCAGGCUCAGAUUAUGGAGGAGUUGGUACACAAGAUUUCAUGAUGGCACCACCAAUGAUUCCAUCUGCAAUGUCAGUACAUAGUUUUGGACCUGAUUAUAACAAUGGAAGAUUAACUCCAAUGAUGAGUACUAAUAGUUUUAUGUUGAAUCAACCACAACAACCACAACAACAGCUAAUAAAUCAAAAUGACUAUGAUUUACCAAUGAGACCCAUAAGUCAAUUCUCAGUGCCUUUAUCUCAAACAGGAAAUAUGAUAUUACCACCAGGAUUCCCAACAGAUGAUGAAAUUCUAUCCGAAAUUAGAAAUAUUCUCCAGACCGCAAAUUUAAUGAGUAUAACUAAGAAACAAGUUCGUGAACAAUUAAGUGCUUUCUUUGGAUUUGAUAUGACGCCUAAAAAAGAAUACAUUAAUACCAGCAUUGAAUACAUUUUACAAGGUCGACUUUAAUUUUACAUAUGUACACAUAACAUUUUAUAUAGCAUAUUUUAGUAUCAAUAAUAAUGAUAAUAAUAAUAAUAAUAAAAAUAAUUAUAAAUUUUCAUUAUUUUUUAAUGCAG